Messenger RNA from Spirometra erinaceieuropaei, 354 nucleotides. Lineage: Eukaryota; Metazoa; Platyhelminthes; Cestoda; Diphyllobothriidea; Diphyllobothriidae. The record is from the annotation of a GenBank genome assembly.
AUGCAGGUUAUUAUUACCUCCUCCUCCUCCUCCUCCUCCUCCUCCUCGCCCACUGCUCCAACGGCGGCCUCUCAGGCGACUGUCCCGCGCACAACACCCGACACUACCACCACCUCCCCCGACUCCAGGGAUGAGGAUCAGGACUACACCUGCCCUCACUGCGACCGUACGUUCACUUCACACAUCGGCCUGGUCGGUCACUUGCGAAUCCAUCGCACAGAGACUGGCGACCCAGUGCCUGGAGCACCCACCUAUACCCACCAAGCUCGUCUCAACUGCCCACACUGCCCUCGCACCUUCACGCAUCGCAUGGGUCUAUUCGGCCACAUGCGCAUCCACGACGACCUGCGGUAG